Molecule: messenger RNA, 3898 nt
Organism: Dioscorea cayenensis subsp. rotundata (Guinea yam)
Lineage: Eukaryota; Viridiplantae; Streptophyta; Magnoliopsida; Dioscoreales; Dioscoreaceae
Product: auxin response factor 6-like
Exons: 14
Coding region: 909-3629 (906 amino acids)
Biological process (GO): regulation of DNA-templated transcription; response to hormone
Cellular component (GO): nucleus
Molecular function (GO): DNA binding; protein binding
Source: RefSeq, a predicted model, not a curated record
AAACCCCGAAAAAAUCGCCGUGAUCGCAACUGAAUUAUUAUUAGAACUCCGAUGUGAAAAAAAAAGCGAACUUUUUUUGAAAAAAAAAUUGGGAAAUCCCUCCCUUUCGCUCGCUUUCUCUGGAUUUCAAUCCUCGGAAACGCUUGAAUCUUUGCUGAGAUCGAUGAAUUCGGAGCUUUUCUGAGUGCUGGGCUGGAGAUCUGGAGUGUUUUUAGGGUUUUAUGAUCGGAGGUGAAGCUUUGGCUUUGGGGUUUUGGUGAGCUGAGAUCUGGAGUUUGGUUGGUGUUUUUGUUGAGGGUUUAGCUUGAGUUGUUGGGAAUUAGUGCGUGGGUUGGGGUUUUGAGCUGGUGUUUGAUUUACUGAGCUGUGGUGGAGCUUCAGUGUUUGGGUUUUCUUUUUGUAGUUCUGUAGUGAUUGUUAUGGAUGGUUGGGUUUUUUUUAGCUGAAGAGGGGUUUUAGGUUCUUGGUUUUGAUGUUGAAGAGUGUUUAAGCUUUGGAUGGUGGGAUAUUGAAGCUGAGGAGACUUGAAAGCGGCUUCUUUUUUAGUGGAACUUGCUUUUGGUUGAAGCGCUUGGGGAGUGGUGAGUUGAUUCCUUGAGUUUUAGCCAAAGUCUGAGAUUUUGGAAAAGCAUAGGUUUUGGUUUGUGUGGUGAUAGUAGAGUUGCUUUUUGGUGAACUGAAGAGUGGAGAGAGUCUAAAGUAGAGCGUUUGUUUUUUUUUGGGAUUUUGAUGGUGUGUUCUUUAUUGGAGGAUAAGAUUUAAUGAAGUUAUGUUAGCUUUCCUCGGUGGGGAAGGAAAAGGAUGGUUCUUCAUCACUUGAAAUGCCUUUGUUCAAAUAUUUCAGUUGAUUAGGAGAAGAAAAGGUGGGGUUUUGUUCCCUUUUUGCUCUGGAGAAUUCCCAGUUUGUUAUGAUGAGGCUCUCAUCAUCGAGUCCCGCUCAGCAGACGCAGGAAGGUGAGCAGAAGUCUCUGAAUUCAGAACUCUGGCAUGCUUGUGCUGGACCACUUGUGUCAUUGCCUGCUGUUGGAAGUCGCGUGGUAUAUUUUCCACAGGGUCAUAGUGAACAGGUAGCUGCAUCAACUAACAAGGAAAUUGACUCUCACAUCCCUAAUUACCCGAGCCUACCUCCGCAGUUAAUGUGCCAACUCCAUAAUGUGACCAUGCAUGCUGAUGUGGAGACUGAUGAGGUUUAUGCUCAAAUGACACUGCAACCACUGAGCCCGCAAGAGCAAAAGGAUCCCUUCCUACCAGCUGAAUUAGGGACUCCCAGCAAACAACCUACAAAUUAUUUCUGCAAGACUUUGACUGCUAGUGAUACCAGUACCCAUGGUGGCUUCUCUGUUCCUCGUCGUGCUGCUGAGAAAGUGUUUCCUCCACUGGAUUUUACCCAGCAGCCACCUGCGCAAGAAUUAACUGCAAUGGACCUUCAUGGCAAUGAGUGGAAAUUUCGUCAUAUAUUCCGUGGUCAGCCAAAGAGGCAUCUUCUUACUACCGGAUGGAGCGUGUUUGUUAGUGCAAAGAGGCUCGUUGCAGGGGAUUCUGUCCUUUUUAUCUGGAAUGAUAAUAAUCAGUUGCUUUUAGGCAUCCGUCAUGCUAAUCGGCCCCAAACAGUCAUGCCUUCUUCAGUAUUGUCUAGUGAUAGUAUGCACAUAGGUCUUCUUGCGGCAGCAGCUCAUGCAGCUGCUACCAGUAGCCGGUUCACCAUCUUCUAUAAUCCAAGAGCAAGUCCAUCUGAGUUUGUCAUACCUUUAGCUAAAUAUGUGAAAGCAGUGUACCAUACUCGUGUAUCUGUGGGCAUGCGCUUCAGAAUGCUUUUUGAAACGGAAGAGUCAAGUGUUCGAAGAUACAUGGGCACGAUAACAGGUAUAAGCAAUGUAGACCCUGUCCGCUGGCCAAAUUCUCACUGGCGUUCUGUUAAGGUGGGUUGGGAUGAAUCAACUGCUGGAGAGAGGCAACCGCGGGUAUCCCUUUGGGAGAUAGAGCCUCUAACAACAUUCCCGAUGUAUCCAUCCCCUUUUCCUCUGAGACUCAAACGUCCAUGGCCAUCGGGAUUGCCUUCUCUACAUGGUAUAAAGGAUGAAGACAUUGGUCUGAAUCCUUCCCUUAUGUGGCUUCGAGAUGGUGCAGACCGAGGCUUUCAAUCAAUGAAUUUUCAGGGAAUUGGAAUGUCUCCUUGGUUGCAACCGAGGUUAGAUACUUCCUUUCUUGGUCUACAACCUGACAUGUACCAAGCAAUGGCUGCUGCUGCUGCGCUUCAGGAUAUGAGGACUAUUGAACCAUCAAAACAAACAAAUCCAGCAAUUCUUCAAUUCCAGCAACCUCAGAGCAUGACUUCCAACAUGCCUAUACUAGCUGGUCAGGUUCUACAACAAAUUCAACCUCAGUCUCAGCAAGCCUUGCUUCAGAUGAUUCAAGGAAACCCCCGUCAGAAUGAGACUCAGUCGCAAUUUAUUCAACAUCAGUUGCAGCAUUGCAACUCUUUUGGUGAUCAACAGCACCAGCAUAUACAACCAAUCCCUCCGAAGCAUCACCAAAUUCAACAACAUCAAAAUCAUCAAAUACAACCACAGCAACAUCAGCAUGUGCAGCAACAUAAGCUCUUGGUUGAUCAUCAGCAAAAUCCUAAUGUAAUGCCAGCCAUGUCCCAUUUCAUCGCUGCCUCCCAGCCGCAGCAGUUCAUCCAGCAUCAGAACUUUGCUGACUCAAAUGGUAACCCUGUGCCAUCAUCCACUGUAUCUCCCUUGCAUGGUCUUUUGCAGUCUUUAUCUUCAGAAGAAACUUCAAGCCUUCUUAGUUUGCCGAGAACUAACCCUGUGAUCAACUCUGGUGUUUGGCCAUCCAAGAGGGUUGCAGUUGAGUCCAAAAUUGCUUCCGGAUCUCAGUUAGAACAAAUAGGCAAUCUGCAGUCCGGCAUAUCCCAAAACUCAGUCUCAUUGCCUUCAUUCCCAGGAAGGGAAUGCUCAGUAGAUCAAGACGGUAGCAUCGAUCCCCAAAACCAUUUUUUGUUUGGUGUCAAUAUAGACUCUCCGCUCCUAAUGCAGGAUGGCAUGUCAGGCCUCAGGAGUGUGUGCACUGAAAGUGAUUCGACGGUUGUGCCAUAUGCUCCAACUAAUUUUCUCAGUCCCACAGAUACUGAUUUCGCCUUGAAUCACUCGUUGAGUUCCAAUCAUUUAGAUGAAUCAGCACUUGUGCAGUCUUCUGAGAACAACUUGGGUCAUGCAAAUCCACAAAAUGGAACCUUUGUCAAGAUAUAUAAAUCGGGGUCUUUCGGGAGGUCUCUGGACAUCACUAGGUUCAGCAGUUACGAUGAGCUGCGUAGUGAACUUGGACGUCUAUUCGGUCUUGAAGGCCAAUUGGAGGACCCUCUGAGAUCAGGCUGGCAGCUUGUAUUUGUCGACCGGGAGAACGAUGUGCUUCUCCUGGGCGACGACCCCUGGCAGGAGUUUGUCAACAAUGUGUGGUGCAUAAAGAUACUCUCACCUCAAGAAGUGCAGCAAAUGGGGAAACAAGGCAUUGACCUUCUAACCUCCAUUCCACUCAAAAGGCUUUCAAGCAGUUGCGAGGACUACCGACAGGACUCGAGGAAUCUAAGCACAAGUAUCCCCUCCGUCGGCUCCCUUAAUUACUGAACCGUCGAAGUUUUGCUGCACGGUAAGUUUUCAAGUUUACGUCUGUUUGUUUAAUUACUGUAUCAUAUGAUACGCAUGAAACCGAAUAUAUCUAUAUAUAUUUAUAUAUAUAUGCUUCAUGUAUUAUUAGAACACCGAUUCUGUUAAUUUCGACAGAAAGCAAACAUUGUUCUCACAUUCGUGUCGAUAUCUUGAUUCCAUGUGAAUGUGUUGAGUUCCGGACAUGCAACCAUAGAUGUGAAUAAUACAUAUCGACAAACGUCGACGUC